UGUGGGGAGGACGAACUGAGGGAGGCUGAGGCGGACCCGGGCUGCUUUUCUCGGCGGAGGGCGGAGAAGGCCGGGGGCGGGGCCGAGCGGGCGGCGGGUGUGAGGCCGGGGCUGCGGGCGCUGCACCGGGGCCGCUGCUGCUGCCACUGCGAUCCCGUCGUCGCCCCGGCCGCCGAGCCCCGUGCGCGCGGUUCCUGGAGCGUGGGUCUCCGUGAAGCUAUGGCUGCCUUAAGAAAAUCAGCUCAGGAUGUCCAAAAGUUCAUGGAUGCUGUCAACAAGAAAAGCAGUUCCCAGGAUCUGCACAAAGGAACCUUGGGUCAGAUGUCUGGAGAACUGAGCAAAGAUGGGGACCUGAUAGUCAACAUGCGAAUUCUGGGCAAGAAGAGGACCAAGACGUGGCACAAAGGCACCCUUAUUGCCAUCCAGACUGUUGGGCUAGGAAAGAAAUACAAAGUGAAGUUUGACAACAAAGGGAAGAGUCUGCUGUCCGGCAACCAUAUUGCCUACGAUUACCACCCUCCUGCCGACAAGCUGUUCGUGGGCAGUCGAGUGGUGGCCAAAUACAAAGACGGAAAUCAGGUCUGGCUUUAUGCUGGCAUUGUAGCUGAGACCCCCAACGUCAAGAACAAGCUCAGGUACCUGGGCGGGUUUGUAGAUUGUAGGGGAGCUGGGAGCACAGCACCCCACUAUUCAUAACCAUGGGCAAGAUUUCACUGCCAGCUUUUGUGUUCUCAUCCUUUGUAAUCAGAAGCCCUUCCUCUCUUCCCAUGUCAUUUCUUUUCUUCUUUUAAAGACAGCAUCUCUAUGUGGCUAUUGUCAUAUUUUUGUUUGUUUGCUUUUUGAGAUAGGGAUUCUCUGUGUAGUCCUGGCCAUCCUAGAACUUGGUCUGUAGGCCAUGAUGGCUCAGAACACAGAGAGCUACCUGCCUUUGCCUCUGGAAUGCUGGGAUUAAAGAUGUGUACCACCAUGCCCCGCUUUCUGCCUGUUCAUUUUAAUAUAGUGUAGGAUAACCUGCUUAGGGUUGCGCCCUCUGCAGUGUGCUGGACUAUCCCACAAGAAAAUGCCCUACACAUUUGUCUGCUGGCCAGUGUAAUAGAAGGAUUUUCUCCUUCCUUUUCAAUUUUUUUUUAAAUUUUUAUCUAUCUAUUUAUUUAUUUUGGUGACGGGAUCUUGUAACUCUGGGUAGCCUAGCACUCACUACAUAGUCCAUCCUGUCCUAGCGCUCACAGACGUCCACCAAGUUUGGCAUUAAAGGUUGACAUUUCCUCUUCUCAAAUGAUCUUAGACUUGUGUUAUAUUUGCAAAAUAAACAGCACAUUUGAAUUUAUAAAAUUGUAGUUAGCCAUGUAUGGAGGCGAAUGCCUUUAAGGAGGCAGAGGCAGAGGGCUCUCUGAGUUGGAUCCCAGCGUGGUCUACGAAGGCAGUUCCAGGACAGCCAGGGCUGUUGUACAGACAAACCUGUGUCAAAAUAAAUAAAUAAAUAAAAUAAAAUACAUAAUUUGCAAUUAAAAAAAAUUGCUGUAUGACUUGCAGGGUGACUCAAGCCUAUAAUCUUGUCAAAAAGCUGUGGUACAAGAAUCACUUCAAAUUUGAGGAUAGCCUGGGCUACAUGGUGUGGUUCAGUGUAGCCUAAGUGACACUGUGAGAUCUUGUCUCAUAAAGCUAUCAAUUGUUAGCUGGGUGUGGUUCCAAUUGCUUAUAAUCCCAGCACUUGGGAACUGCUAAGAAGAGGUUCUCAGUAGUUCAAGGUCAGCAGCCUUGCGGUACUGAGACCCUGUUUCAACAAAGGGCUAAAGACUUGUGUUUGGGAGUACUUGCUGCUCCUCUAAAUGACCUGAGUUAAGUUUCCAGCACCAUAUCUGAUGUUCACAACUAUCUGUAGUUCUCCAUGGGAUCUGACAUCUCUGCCUAUUCAAGUGCCUGCUCUUAGGUACACAAACUUAAAUGCAGGCACAGAUACAUAUAAUUAAAAAUAAUAAAAAUUCACCCAGAGUUAUAUGGAGAAACCUUGUCUUGAAAAACCAAAACAAAAAAAACAAAAAACAAAAGUCAAAGAAAAAUUUAAAACAACCAUCCAAAGCCUCUAAAACAAACCACCCAUUCAACCAAUACAACCAAAGGAAUCAACAAACCAAUUAAACAAGAAGUCAACAUGAUAUGUAUUCUCUCCUUAUAUGUUCUUUUAGUGGAUGAUUUAUUAAACUUUUGUUUGUUUAUAGUUAUUUUUAUGUGUGUGAGUGUGUGUAUUUUGUAUAUAUGGAGGUCAGAGGACAAUAGUGAAGUUAGGUCUCUCCUUCCAUCUCUAUGUGCCUUUGGAGGAUCCAGCUUCAACUACCUUAGCUCUUGAUCCAUUUUACCUGUUCUACUUACUUAUUUUUAAAUGUUUUUUUUUUAACAUACUGUGUGUAUGUGUGUUUGUGAGUACACAUGUGUGAAAAACUGCAGACAAUUUGUAGGAGUUGGUUUUCUUUCAUUCUGUAAGUUUGGAGCAUUGGAACGUGGGUUGCUAGGCUUGUCUGUGUAUGCCUUUACUAGUGAAGUCAUCUUGAUGGCAAAUUCUUAAAUAUUUGUUGAAUUAGACUGUAAGAUAACAAGACAAGGUAGUGCAAUAUGCCGGUGCUCCCAACAUUGGAAGAAGAGCCAGUAGAAGCAGGAGUUCAAGGCUAUUCUUAGCGACAUUGUAAAUUUGAGGCCAGUAUUGGCUACAUGAGACCUUGUUUCAAAGGGUAAAAAUUAAACAAAAUACAACCCCUCCCUCCACGUUUACAUGGGAAUGAAUGUAAUAGGUUUUGAGUGUUAGUUUCAGUUUGCUUCUCACUCCUGGGUUAAUUUACAAGGUACAUUUGCAUUAUGUCUGUAUUUUUAUUUUACUUUUUUUGAGACAGGGUCUCUAUACAUAGCCCUGGCUAUUUUGGAACUCACUCUGUAGACCAGGCUGGCUUUGAACUCACAGACAUCUACCUGCCUCUGGCUCUGAGUGCUGGGUUAAAGGUGUUCACUACUAUGCACUGCUUCGAUUGUAUAUCUUGAUCUGUAAAAUUGUGGAAUUUCUUUCAUGGUGUUGUGUGUAUACAGUGUCUGUCCUGAAUGGCCCUUGUAAUUAGAUAAUAUUUUAUAAUUAGACAAUAUCCUUAUAAUUAGACAAUAAUUCUGUGUGGUUAUCGCCUUACCAUUUGUUAAAAACUUGUCACUUUAUACUUAUUGACUUAGGAGAACUAGUUUCAUUUUGUAGUACAGACUGGACUCUGCCUUCUGAGUGCUGGUAUACAUGUUUUAAUAAAAAUAUAUUCAUUCAUUGCU
Molecule: messenger RNA, 3300 nt
Organism: Alexandromys fortis (reed vole)
Lineage: Eukaryota; Metazoa; Chordata; Mammalia; Rodentia; Cricetidae
Product: histone-lysine N-methyltransferase SETDB1-like
Exons: 4
Coding region: 220-696 (158 amino acids)
Biological process (GO): negative regulation of gene expression; heterochromatin organization
Cellular component (GO): nucleus
Molecular function (GO): histone H3K9 methyltransferase activity
Source: RefSeq, a predicted model, not a curated record